Trypanosoma brucei brucei TREU927 is the source of this 4344-nucleotide messenger RNA. RefSeq names its product phosphatidylinositol (3,5) kinase, putative. The coding region runs from base 1 to 4344 and encodes 1447 amino acids. The transcript has a single exon. Gene Ontology annotation, cellular component: endosome membrane. Gene Ontology annotation, molecular function: 1-phosphatidylinositol-3-phosphate 5-kinase activity; metal ion binding; ATP binding. The record is from RefSeq and is a predicted model, not a curated record. Gene Ontology annotation, biological process: phosphatidylinositol phosphate biosynthetic process. Lineage: Eukaryota; Euglenozoa; Kinetoplastea; Trypanosomatida; Trypanosomatidae.
AUGCGCAGUGCGCUUCCAGAACGAGCCCUGUGGGUUGACGACCAGUACGCAACGCGUUGUCGUGGGUGUGAUGCUCCUUUCACAUUACUUCGCCGCCGUCACCACUGCCGACACUGUGGACAGAUAUUCUGCGGCGACUGUUUAGCAACUACUCAUACGACUACUGCAGGCCGUAUAAUCACCGAUAAAAUAGCAACAAUGGUGGGCCUUCGUGUGGAUGGGUCCCACAAAAUAUGUCACGAGUGUGAUCGCAUUGUCCGCAAGCGCCGCUUCGUUAAGCGCUACAUAGGGCAACCGGCAAUGAUUGCAAAUGAGACAUCUUUACAUCACACAGAUGAAACAUCGGCACCAAAGCUUUCUGAAUCACCGCCGACCCCAAACAUAAGUGAAGAGCACGUCGAUGUCGCAGCUUCAAGUGGAGAGAUGAUGCCGACUAAGUUAGAGGCAACGCUCUCUUCCUCCAUAGACGAAAAGUGCAAUGAGAAGGAUGAGAAUAUGGUGGCAACAACAAAAUUGGCACCAGUGCCGCUUGAAUCGGAGCAACCGCCCACGGAGGAAAUUCCGACCCACCCCGAAACCCCGAAAGAGCGGGAGAUCAGCUAUAGCCUCGCAGAACUUCCGCUAUACAGCCGCAACAGCAUGACUGUGUGGAUUGAGAGGUUACGGAGGGAGGCUCAGGGUCGCAAGUGGGACGGAGCCGCACGACCUCCAAAACCGUUAAGUAACCGUUGUGUCUUCAAAGCGGAACCCAAAGCCAAGUUCACCGUCCUGGAAGCCGCGGAGGGCCCCACCGCCUCAAUGGCCACCGUUUUUACAGCACCUGUUGCUCAGGAAGAAUUGCAGAAACUCGAACAGGAGGUGUCGUUUCACCUCAUUAAACGUGCCUCGCGUCACUUUAUGAGUGAGGAGGUGCUAUUGUCGGGGGGGGGCUUGGAUAAGGUGGAGUGGGUUGCUGGAAUAUGCGAUUUAGCAUGGCGUGUGGUGUCGCAAACCCUUGUCGUCCCUCGUGAACAUGUACUUGCGCACUUGGACGUAAUUUGUGUACCCGGAGGGUCGCUUUCUGAAACGAAAAUCAUUCCCGGGGUGGCCUUUCUGCAGACGGUGGCGUUUAGGCAAAUGAGGACUACAGUAAAGCUCCCCCGUAUUUUGCUCUUGGCGGGAGAUGUGGGUGUUGCCGUGAAGCCACUGACAGACCUUACGGAAUACAUUGGAAGUUGUGAGGGCUAUUUGGACAAGCAGUACCAACGUAUUAAACUGUGGAACCCCUCGGUGAUUGUCGUAGAGGGAAGGAUGCAUCACUACCUGUUGGACAGGAUUCAGAGGGAAUCAGAUAUCACACUUGUUCUUCAGGCUGGGAAAGCGGCACUCCAUCGGUUGUCGCGCUGCUGCAGUGCAAGCAUCAUAAGGGACUUGCAGUACGUGAGUGGUAUGGAUGUUAGUGAUCCCUCCGCGUUGGGAACCUGUGACACUUUUCAGCUUAUCCAAAUAGGGGGUAAAAAUAUUUGUGCAUUUAGUGGACUUCGAAUGCCAUCUUUUACAACCGUGCUAUUACGCGGAGGUGAGGGGGGGCAGUUGGAUGCUGCUAAACGGAUACUGGUUAAUUGUGCCAUAACAGCGUACCACCUUGCGCUCCAAGCGCACUGCUUCGCUGAUUUCGGAAUCGGGAUGUGUCCAGAGUACAACCCCGAUGGUGUAGCUGGCGAUGAGGAGGGACGCGAGGAGAACCGGAGAUUGCCAUCGCCAUGUGGAAACUUGGCUGCUUCGAACCUUCACGAUCACGUGGAGUGCAUGACGUUUAUUUCAUCUUCCCCACGGGACGAGGACCUUGCGGCAACGCUAUCGAUGAAUAUUGCUAUUAAAUACCCAGAUGACGUAACCAACAUGGACCCGAGGUACACCAAGCUGGUGACUGAUUGUCUCGAAGUCGGCACUGCCUUGCUCGACACGGCUGCAGGUGAUGAUCCGGCUGGGGUAACACCGAUGUCGUCUAUGAUCUCUAACGUCCACCAGCAUUUUGAGUCAUUUUCUUUUUACAGCGAUGCCGAUGAAACGCUUCGUGAAUACCUAACUGCUCGAGCCAGAGAGGGUGACGGCACGCGCCUCAUUGUUCAUGGAAAUAAGCGUGUCUGGGUAACGGUAAAAGCAAAUGCAAGCAGCGGCAGCAGGACCAACGCACAGGGGUCGCGCGCUUUUAGUGGGUUGGGCACGACAUCGCAGAGCCUUAAGUUGGCGCAACCGUGCGGUUCCCUCCAGUUGGGGGAGAAACUGGAAAAUGAUUCUUGGAGACUCCCACUUCGAACUGAGGCCAUUUGUAAGCAAUGUAUGCAGGAUGUUACGUCCAACUUUAAUACAGUUCCAAUGGAACCAUGUUCUGUUCAUACUUUGAACAUUUCCUGGGGAGCGUUUUUGGAGUUUCUCAUUUACACUUCACCUUCCGUUGUCAUGACGUGUGGCCACCGCAUGUGUGAAAGUUCCUUCCUCUCUUUCACAUUGUUUCCCUACUCUACAGCGGAGGUUGCGGUAUCUAUUCGUGUGGAGGAACUCCCAGUGUACGACAUUAUUCCUCCUUCAAUGACAAUGCCUUUAUGCGCUGACGUCGUCUCCAUGUAUUACCAUCACGAGUUUGAGGAAUUACGCCAGUGCGUUGCUCAAACUAUUGCUAUUGUUCAAACCGCAUUGAGCCCCCAAAUGAGUCAGCAAGUCGGAAUGGCGAAUCAAGCGAAGAAUGCGAAGCAGACGUUUUCUCAACUCCUAAGCAGCCGUAAUUGUAUAACCGACGCUGACACAACUAAUGUUACUGAGGAAAGAGGAAGAUCAUUGUUGAAGCAAGCGGAGGAUCUUAUUGGGCGCUUGUCGUCGCUGCAGAGCACGGAAGGUCUCACCCAGGUUCGUUGUGGCGAAAUGGCGGAACUUAUUAUUGAUACUCAGGAUUGGUUUGCUGCGUAUGUCGCUCUGCUGGAGCGCCGCGGAGGAAAGGUUUCCUCACUGGUGGACACAUUGAACCUGGAUUGCACAUCCUGGGCGUUAGAUAUGGCGAGAAGCUACUGUGUUCGACCGGACGAGCCCUCAUCCUUUUUGGCGGUAGCGCUUAGGGCUAUAGGAAUAUGGUCGGAAAGCUCACAAGAUUCCUUCAGAAGUGAUUUGACUCCCUGCGGGGGUUAUUGCCCAGCUCCCUUCGCCGAUGCAUACGCAGAGGACAUCGAACUAACGGCCAUUGGCGAAGAAGUGCAAAAAGAAUCCAUGGAGAAAACUGUGGAGUUUGUGCUUGGUGUUUCCCCUUCCAAUCCAACAGAUGCAUCUUCUCCGUUUGCAGCCAUUUGCUCGGUAUCUGAUGCGCUUGAAGUGUUGGGUGAAGGAGUCACCAAAACGAAAGCAACAUUCAAGCACGUUGUGGAUUGCUUUUAUCCAUGGGACAAGGGAGAGACGUUCCGCGCAACGGUGGAAGUGAUGUUCCCUACCCAUUUCGCAGCAUUGCAAUACCUUUACACGGAGGGCAAAGUGGACGAGUUGAUGUUAUCACUUUCCCGUUGUCGUGCCUUCAAACCGCAAGGGGGGAAAACAAACAGCGAUUUCUUCAUCACGUUAGAUGGACGUUUUUUGCUGAAGCAGAUCAAGCAGGCGGAGUUGCUGCACUUCGCCGAAUUUGGUCCGCGAUACUUCACCCAGUUGCGUAAGGUCUAUAGUCAUGCGAUCAGAAGUGGAGUUCGUGUAGGGUCGGUGCCAUUUGGGUGUUCACUGGGCAAAGUCCUUGGUCUGUUCUCUUUGCAUGUGAAAGGGCGGAAGCGACUCUCGGAUUCCUCCACGGAAGCCCGCUUCUUCGUUGUAAUGGAAAGCGUUUUCUACUCCCGCCAACCAGACGUCAUGUACGACCUGAAGGGAAGUCAGCGGAACCGUGUAGCGCGUGAGGGAUCAGUGGUUCUUUUGGAUCAAGACCUCGCUAAGAUCCUCUGCAGGGGCUCUUUUUUCUUCUGUUCCGGCGAGACCAAAAAUCUCUUCAUGGAUAGCAUAACAUGCGAUGCGCACCUGCUGGCUACCAGCUCCAUUAUGGACUACUCGCUUAUUGUUGGAGUCGAUCACACAACCCGCCAACUUUACGUUGGAAUAAUUGACUAUCUUCAUCCCUACACAGGGGCCAAAGCCAUAGAAUCUAAGGUAAAAGCGGGACUGGAAACCGUUCUUGGUGGCCAGGGGCGCGACCCAACCAUUAUUGAUCCUCCCAGCUACCGAGAGAGAUUCACGCGGUGGUUAGGAGAUUGUGUGUUUAGUGUGCCCACAAAAAGACUCGCCGUGCCGUGGGUUACGGGAAGGGAGGGAAAGUCAGGGGAUUCAUGCAGUUUGGCUUAA